AUGAAUUUCUUUUAGCUUUUUAUAUUUUUAAAUUGCUUAAUUGAAUUUCUACUUUGCUACGAUUCUCGCCUUUACGAUAAAUCACUCCCAGUGUUUGAACCAUUUCCAAAAGCUGUGAUUGAUCCAACUAUUCCUUGUAAGAAUGGCUCAUCAGAUGUAAUGACUACUUUUAGAAACAGCUAAAGAAAUUUACUCGCCGUCAGCAUGCAGAAAUGCGGCUUUGGAAUCUAUGAUGUGACAAAUGUUUAAGUAGGUGUUUAACUUGUAAAUUUCUACCCCUACUCAUCAAAAAAAGGGUAAGUUCUCUCUCUAAGUAUUACAGACUCAAAUAAAUACCUUUGGGUUAGUUAUAAUUCAGGGUUUCUUGAUAUCUAAGAUGUAUCUUAAUCAUAAUUUCCAAUAGUUUUAACACAGAAUAUUACAUUUAAAGAUUAAUAAGACUAUGUUAUGAAUGUUAUUUAUUUUUAACAAUUUAACUUAACAUUUUUAACAUGCAUUAAUAACUUCAAACUGAUUUCAUUGACUAAUGACAAUAUUAGUAUUAUCUAAACAGUUGAAGUAAAUGAUUUUAACAUCUUUGAUAUUUAAUUUGCAUUGUAGAAUACAAUUCUUUGUGUUCAAAGCUAUAGCUUAAUAAACUUCUACUAAUAAAGUAUUGAAGAUUUAAAGAAAGGUAAAUUCAAUAAUAUUUGCUCAUACUCACCAGGCCAAGGUUCUACUUUGAGUUCAUUCUAGGUAAUUCAUGAAAAUAUACUAGUAAUAUAGAUAUAAUAUAUCUAAUACAUCAUGGUUGAUAUUUAAGGUUACAUUAAUUCUUACGAUGGAGUUACAUGCGAUCCAAGUAAAAUAGUACAACUUGAUACAUAUCCUUCAAGUCCAUUAGGAAAUAAAUUUGCUCUUUCAAUUGAUUAGAAUUUCUUGUAUACUUAAUUGAGUUCGAUAGGGGUAGUGGUAUUUGAUAUCAGAUAAAAAAUGUUUGAGCCCUUUUAAAUUAUUUAGACUGGUGGAACUUGUGCAGAUUUAAAGCUAAGUGAUGAUGGAAAUUACAUAUUUUAUUCUAACUGGUUCAAUGUACAAAUUUUUUUAAAAACUACUCCAAACUUAAACUUAGAUGUACCUAACCUCCUAUUGAAUAACUAUUAGCUUGUUAGCAAUUCAUUCUUUAAGCCUCCUGGUGGUAGUUUUGAUAACUAAAUGUAUUUUUAGACGCCUGAAAAUAAUUUGUAUGUUUCAAGGUACAGUUAUGGAAGUGCAUUUUUCUAAUAUAAAGGAAAUGGAAUACUGUAAUUAGAAUCAUAGUUAAACAGUAAUGAUCCAAACAUUUCUGUAUCCUUUUAAACUAGAGUUCCAAAUACUAGUAUAUUCUAUCAAAGUUUAGAGUCAUAAGGUUUCUAAAUAGUGGAUUGCAAAGAUAUAAAUGCCCCGAAGAUAGUAAAGACAGGCAUUACUCUUGGCUAAUCUAAUUACAGGUUUGAGCAAAUAGCUUUCAAUUAAAAAGGAAAUUUAGGUUUUGUUGCUAAUGUAUUGAAUGUAAUUAUUAUCGACACAAGUGACCCAUUGAAUCCUAAAGUAAUUUCAGUAAUAAAUACUUCAGUCUACUUAUAAGGUGAUUCAAGCCUUUACACUCUUGGACUUUCUAUAGAUGAAAAAACUUUAAUAUUGAAUCCUUAAAGCUAUGGUAUUGCUUUUGCAGACAUCUAAGAUCCGUCUAACCCUUACUUGUUUUACAAGCUAAAUCUUGGAAUUACAUAUUCAUUUACAUUAUCAUCAGAUGGAAAAUAUAUUUUUUUCAGUGUUAGUUUUUAAGGUGUCUAUAUUUAUAGCUUUAAUUCUGAUAGAAGUAUCACAUUUGUUUCGAAAUUUUCAACUAGAGGAGUUGCUGGUUAGGCAAUACUACUAAAUAAAGAUAACUACCUAAUUGUUUCGACUGAAGAGAUAGAUUCAUUAAUUUUAGUGAGUGUUGUUGACAAAUCGAAUCCAGUAAUUUUGCAAAUUCUUUCCCUUCCUGAUAAUGACCCUACUUGUUGGAUGGUUGCUGCACCAGAUUACUCUUAUAUAUUUGCUUUAUCUUAGCUGGCAUUGUAUUAAUGCUUUCUCUAAAGUCCAAUAAUUUUCCACUCUUCUAUUUAUAAACUGAAAAAAAUAUCAAAUUCAAAUUUAUACUAAAAAUAAUUAAUACCUACUUAAUAUUACUUUAACAAUGUUUUACUAGAAUUACCUAGUUGGAUAUAGUUUUCUCCAUAAAACUAAGUUUUAAGUAUAUAAACGUCCAACGAAUCUUUGGUGGCAGAUAGCAAUGGAAUGUAUUAAAGUAAAUCUCUUUAAUAGGUAGUGUUUUUAUGCUACUAACAGUUAGAUGACUCAGCCUUUGUUAACUAAUUUCUUAACAUUAAUUAAGAUGAUUCUGUGAAAAUUAAAUAAAUAUGUAUAAAUGUUGGAUAUUUAGAUUCGGCUGGUUAUGUAUCUGCUUAUUACUCCCCUUAAAAUGCAUUUUAAUUCUUAGACUCUAAUUCUCUGAACGUGCUUUAGAAGUGGAACUAAACACCAGGCUAAUUAAGUUAGGUUUUAAGUUUUAUAUAAAUAACUUUAAAUCAGAAUAUAAUUAACUAUACAAUUUAAUUUUAUACACAAACAUCCCUCAUAGUAGAUUUAUCUAAUUCUGUGAGCCCAAUAUCUUCAAAUCAGAAUUCUAUAAUUGUAACAAUAAACACAUCAUAAGGAAAGUUUGUUAAUAAACUUUAUUCAGGAAUACUUGUUCUCAUUAACUCUGAAUAAAAUACUAUACAGCUUCAAGGUUCUGUGAUUAAUGUUAAUCAAGCUUUGGAGUAAACAAUUAAAUUGUCGUUAAGUAACACACAAAGUGUAAACUAAACUGAAAUUGAAAUAAUCGUGAAUGAUCAAAUUAACUACAAUUAUGUUUAAAAUCUAUCAUUAUAAAAAUCUAAAUUUAUUUCUUUGCAGUCUUUAGUUUUACUACAAAACAGUCUACAAAAUGAUUUUAAUAAUUAGUUUCCAUAAGGUUAAAUAGCUGUUUAAAGUCCAUUAAGUUAUAGAGUUAGUGAUCAAGUUUUCUAAUGUCUAGACUCUCCUCAACUAACCUACACUGCAAAGAUAAAACAGAGUAAUGGAUAAUAUUAAAAUAUUCCAACAGGUUACUGGCUCUCUUUUUAAUCAAAUGAAAGAACUCUUGUAGGAACUCCCUCAACAAACUUAUUUUAUUAAAGCGAGACUAUUUUAAUUGAAGCAACAGAUGGAUACUCAGUUGCAUCUGAUGAAUUUACAAUGACCAUUACAAUAAUCCCAUUUUAUUUGGUGAUAUAAAUUAUUAUUUAAAUCCUAGGGCCCCUAUUAGGAAUUUUAGGGAUCUGGAAGUACAGAACAGUAUUUUACAACCUAGUAUUUAGAUACUUCUUGACAUACACUAAGGAAGUAGCAUAUUAAUAGGAAUAUUUUGAAAAAAAGAUAUUUAUAAGUGGAAACACUUUAAAUAUUGCAAUUUAAUUAUGGAAAGAAAUUUAAAAUCAGAUAAAACCAAAGUACAUAUAGUAAUAAAUAAAUUAAGUCUUUAACAAAUAAAAUAUAUCAUUGCUUCAAAUUAAUAUAUUUAACGAAUAAGUUAAUUAAAAGGCAGAUAAUUCUUUAUAAGAAGAGAUGAAAAAAUCAAUUUAUCCAUUAGGUAUUCUAUAAGCAGAUGAUGAGGGUUAUGAAUAAAUUUUAUCCCCAUAAAAUGAUGAAAACUUAACUAAGUUAGGAGAUUUACAGCUCUCUGUAUUUUCUUAAGAAAAUAUCAUCAAACAAACAUCCAAUAAAAAUUAAAGCUAGAAUAGAUCACCGAGAAAUCUUAAGUAAUCUAGAUUAAGGGCACAAUCUGUGUAAAAUAAAAACUAUCAGUAAAAGAUCACCUAAAAUUUAUGCAAAAUUCUAAAUAGUAAAAGCAUAUAAUAAAGUUAAUUAAAUCAAAAUCAAAAUUCGCUAAAUCUAAAUUUUUCACUUUUUGAAAGUUCUGGCUAAAUAAAUUUUAAAUAUAUUUAAGAGUUAAUAAUUUAGCAAUAGUAAACUGCGAAUCCUGCAAGAAAAAUACUAACAAAAGAAUUGUAAAAAGAACUAGAAAAUCAUAAUUCUUUGCUUUCGACUAUGAUUAAAGGACUUGCAGCUGAAUAUUUUGUUGAAAAUUACCCAAUAGUAAAGAGAAUUGUAAUCUUACUUUAAGAAAAGGCCCUUCUCUUAUUCAAAAAAAUAGAUUGGUAUAGAGCAUAUGUAGGUUUUAAAUAGGCUUAGUAAGACUAAGAGGAUUACUAAGCUUAAUAUCAAUUAAAGUAUAAAUGCAUAAAGCUUGCAUUUAAAGAGAUAACAGAAGAUAUGAAAAAAGAAACUCAUCCUUAAAACCAAAGAAAUAAUAAUUAAGAACUACUAAAGAUUGGAUUAAGUACAUUUGAUUUAUCUAUUUAUUUACCUCUUAUUGAAUAGCAUUUAUUUGCUAUCGCACUAGGGGUUACAAUUUAGAAAAGAAAGUUCUUUUAAGUAUCUUAUGGCGAUUCCUUUCACUGCAAUUCUUACCAAAUACGUGCUAUAAAGUUCUAUGAAAAAGGUAUUUUGUGCCGCUUCUGCGUAAAGGCAUAAUAAUUUCUUGGAAUAGACUAAGUAGAAAAAGGGCUCUCUGAAAAUGAAAAACUACCUGAAUGGAUGUAAAUUAAUUAUUAGAAGUCAUAUAUUUAAAUAAAAGGUAAACCAGACUAAAAAAGUGUGGGAUAGUAUAGGAUUAAAAUAUAUGACUUAAAUGGCUAUCUAUUAAGGUAAUUUGAUAUUUAAAUUCUCCCAAACCAGCAAUUAACAAAUAGGCUAAUAACGAAAUCACCAGAAAUAGAAUCUUAGCAAUAUAUAAUAGAUACACCAAAAAAUUAAAAAUUUACUUAAUUCAAUAGAAGUAACUUCAUAUUAAGUGCCAUAUAAACCCAUAAAACUAAAAGUGAUGAAGUGUUAGAAGAAGAAGCAGAUAAUAUUAAAACAAGCAAAAUAAAAAACAUUAUGAAUAAAUCAAAUAGUAAAAAUAUUGAUGAAUAAAACUUUUUUACAAAUUAAUGA
Molecule: messenger RNA, 5082 nt
Organism: Tetrahymena thermophila SB210
Lineage: Eukaryota; Ciliophora; Oligohymenophorea; Hymenostomatida; Tetrahymenidae
Exons: 3
Cellular component (GO): membrane
Molecular function (GO): calcium ion binding; protein binding
Source: RefSeq, a predicted model, not a curated record